Penaeus vannamei (Pacific white shrimp) is the source of this 10674-nucleotide messenger RNA. Lineage: Eukaryota; Metazoa; Arthropoda; Malacostraca; Decapoda; Penaeidae. The record is from RefSeq and is a predicted model, not a curated record.
GUCGUCAGAAUCUGUUAGCCUCUCAAAAUGAAGGUGUAGAGGGACUGGCACUAGACUGGAUAUCCCAAAAUCUUUACUACAUUGACAGCAGAAAAGGCACUCUUAAUGUUCUUUCCACUGAGAAGCCAGAAAACAGAAAAGUGUUACUUAGUGACUUGAAGCGUCCAAGAGCUAUUGUGGUCCAUCCUAAUAGAGGAUAUGUAUUUUACUCUGAGUGGGACCGUCCAGCGAAUAUUAGCCGCGCCUUCCUUGAUGGGUCAAAUGUGAUGGUUUUCCGAAAUGUACUUCUUGGUUGGCCAAAUGGUCUGUCGAUUGAUUACCAGACAGACCGUAUUUAUUGGUGUGAUGCACUUCUUGACCACUUGCAGCAUGCUAAGUUGGAUGGAACUGAUGUGCAGACCAUCAGUUCUGCAAGUAUCAAACACCCAUUCUCACUCGUUAUUUUUAAUGAUUGGUUAUAUGUAACUGACUGGCGCCACGAUGCAAUGGAAUUUGAUGGCUUCUCAGGAGAAGUAGUUGCAGAAGUGGCUGAGAGCAAUCGACUGUAUGGAAUUCGUGUCUACAGUCAGAGAGCUCAAGACAUCAGGAAUUCCCAUCCAUGCUAUGGCAAUAACCCUUGCGAAAAGUUCUGUUUCCCAGUGCCAGAUGGUGACACUGAAAACCUUAAGGCUCAGUGCGGUUGCCCAGUGGGAGAAAAGAUGAACAGUGACCAGAAAACUUGUUCUGUAGACCCUGAUGCUGAGCCAGCUGAUCCAAGAUGUGCUCCUUGGGAUUUCACUUGUUCUAAUGGUCGCUGUAUUCAAAAGACCUGGGUCUGCGAUGGGGAUGAUGAUUGCCUAGAUAAUUCAGAUGAAGAGCAAAAUUGCACAAAGGUCACUUGUAGAGAAGAUGAAUUUGCCUGUGAAUCAGGGCGCUGUAUCCCAAACACGUUCAAAUGUGAUUCAGAUAAUGAUUGCGGCGACUUCUCUGAUGAGACUGGAUGUGUAAAUGUCACCUGUGAAACCUCAUACUUCCAGUGUGACAAUGGACGCUGCAUCCCCAUGAAUUGGAAAUGCGAUUCUGAGAAUGACUGUGGUGAUAGUUCAGAUGAAGGGGAUUUUUGUGCCAAUAAAACUUGUUCAUACUUCCAGUUUACAUGCCCAAGUACAGGAGCAUGUAUACCACAAGCAUGGGUUUGUGAUGGUGAUAAUGAUUGUUAUGAUAAUAAGGAUGAAGAAGGGUGCCCUCCUAUAGCAUGUACAGCUGUCCAGUUCAAAUGUAAUAACCUAAAGCAAUGUAUCCAUGAAUCAUACAAGUGUGAUGGAAUCCCAGACUGCGAAGAUGCCUCAGAUGAAUUUGGAUGUCCUACUGUUGGGCCUAAUCAAUGCAAUGAAGAAAGCCAGUUUAGAUGUGUAAAAUCAGGUAUUUGCAUUCCAAAGAGCUGGAAAUGUGAUGGAACAUCUGAUUGUGAAGAUGGAUCUGAUGAACCAGAUACAUGUGGACAAGUAACCUGCCCUAGCAGCCACUUCCAGUGCAAAAAUAGCCGCUGCAUUUUUCAUUCUUGGCUAUGUGACAAGGAAGAUGAUUGUGGGGAUGGCUCAGAUGAAGACAAUGUUCUUGCUUGUGGAAAACCAGUAUUCAGAUGUUCAUCUGGAAUGUGGAAAUGUGAAGGAGUGCAAGACUCAUGCAUCAACACCACACAAGUAUGUGAUGGCAAUAGAGACUGCCCAGAUGGCUCAGAUGAAGGCCCAGGUUGUGAUGAAAAUGACUGUGGCAAGCAAGAAACUGAGUGUUCAGUAGCAUGUAUGCAGACACCCAAUGGCAGGGAAUGUACUUGCAAGUUAGGUGAGCAGCUCAAAGAAGGGAGUGACACCGAGUGUGAAGAUAUGAAUGAAUGUGAUCCUCCUGGUGCAUGUUCACAGAAUUGCACAAAUGUAAAGGGAUCUUAUAUGUGCUCUUGUAAACCUGGGUACCUUUUAGAUGCCAACAAGUCCUCAUGUAGGGCCACAAAUAGUUCAGAUGCCUUCCUUGUGAUCAGCAACCGGCGCAGCAUUUUGAUUGCUGACAUUCAUCAGCGCAGUUUGGAGAGAGUUCCAGUUUUGGUUGAGAAUGUUGUUGCUACUGCUUCUGACAUGAAGAAUGGAACACUUUUUUGGUCUGACAUGAAAGUCAAACAAAUUGUGAAAUUAGAGAAAGGCGGCCAACCAGAAGUACUUGUUGGAAGUGGACUUGAUUUAGUAGAAGGGCUGUCAUAUGACUGGAUCACUGGAAAUAUAUACUGGGUCGACUCCCGUCUGAACACCUUAGAGGUAUCUCGUAGAAAUGGAUCCGGCAGAAUGAUACUUCUCAACAAGAACAUCUCCCAGCCUCGUGGUCUUGCACUUGAUCCCACAGAAGGUGCUCGUUGGCUUUUCUGGACUGACUGGGGUGAGAACCCUAGGAUUGAAAGGAGCAGUCUUGAUGGCAAGGAAAGAACAAUCAUUAUCAAGAGUAAGAUAUUCUGGCCCAAUGGUCUCACAAUAGACAUACCUACCAGGAGGAUCUAUUUUGCUGACUCCAAGUUGGACUAUAUUGAUUUCUGCAACUAUGAUGGCACUGGAAGGCAGCAGGUCCUUGCCCAAAGCCAUUACCUCCUCCAUCCACACUCACUGUCUAUCUUUGAAGAUAAUGUGUUUUGGACAGACAGGCAGCUUAAUCGUGUAUUAUCAGCACACAAGUUCCGUGGAAAUAAUGAAUCUGUUGUCUCACAUCUUGUUUCGCAACCCCUUAGUAUACAUGUACACCACCCAGUGUUACAGCCUGCAGAAAAUAAUCCUUGUGCAUCAAAUCCAUGUGACCACCUCUGUGUUCUGAAGCAUCCUCAAGGAUAUACCUGCUUGUGCCGUCCAGGGUACAAGUUAGCCAGUGGUGGAAAGUGUAACCAGGAGGAAACUCCAUACCUAAUGGUAAUGAAGGGAAGCCAGAUUGUAGAUGUUGCGCUAACACCAGGAGAGAAAGGAGCAGCCGGCUUCCUGACUCCUAUUGUGGGAGUGGAACAUGGUCUUCAGCUUGAUUAUGAUCGUAAUGGGGAUCGUAUAUUCUGGAUCGAAGCAGUUGAAGAAGACAGUGAAAAUGGUACCAUAUACACAAUGGAGAUAGGUGGUGGCAAUCGUUCGACAUACCUUGAUUUUGGCAUUGUUGGUUCACCUUAUACAAUGGCAUGGGAUUGGGUUGGCCGUAACAUGUAUAUUGGCAAUCGAGUGGCUAACAACAUUGAGGUCUUGAAGUUAGAUGGCAAGAUUAAAUACCAGAGUGUCAUUUUAGAUAACAAUGGUAAUGCCACAGGUGUUGGAAGGCCCAAGUCCAUGUGUCUGGAUCCUGUUGACGGGUUCUUGUACUGGCUUGAUGAUGGUGGUACUGGAGUUCCAGCUAAGGUUGGCAAAGUCAGCAUGGAUGGUUCAGAUCCGGUUAUCCUUUACAAUUUCACAAAUAUCCGACCGGAGUAUAUUACAAUUGAUAUUGAAGCCAAGAACUUGUACUGGUCAACAAGCAAUGAGGCUAAGAUCAUGACAAGUGAUGUUUAUGGUAGCAACAUUAGAGAAAUCCUGACUGAGGCAAAUCACAUUGCUCAACCAAAGGCUUUAGCUGUAUAUGAGAGCAGACUAUAUUAUCUCGAUUCAUCCUAUGAGAAGGUGGAGCGUGUUGAUCUUCCCGAUGGCCUAAACCCAGAGAUGCUGCUAGAAAAUGAAAGUGAUCUGAAGUCCCUUAAGGUCUUCCAGAAGCGGCCAGGUGAGAUGGAGAAGAAGAUCAUCAAUUCUCAUCCUUGUAUGGUGGGCAAUGGUGGAUGUGAGCAUAUCUGCAUUCCGAAGAUCAACAAACAGCGAACUUGUAGAUGCACCACAGGAUACAAAGCUGAUGGAGAAAAGGGUUGCAAACCAUAUGACAAGUUUGCAAUUGUAUCACAGUUAGACAUUGUCAGAGGCUUCAGUCUGGAUGGUGCUGGAGAAGCUAUGGCACCCAUUGCUGAACCUGGUCACAAUGUCCUGCAUGUGGAUUAUCAUUAUUCCAAGAACUACAUAUAUUGGAUUGAAUUUAAUCAAGGAGGCUCUAAUGGAAUUUAUAGAUCAAGACCAAAUGGCACAGAAAAGGAAGGAGUUGUCACUACUGGCAUUGGGUCAAAUGGAAUCAGGGGUAUUGCAAUUGACUGGAUUGCUAAUAAUCUUUACUUCACUAAUGUGUUCCCACAUGAGACAUAUGUAGAAGUAUCUUGGCUGGAUGGUACGAACAGAAUGGUGCUUAAGAGUGUAACUAAGGACUCACCAAGAGAGUUGGCUGUCAAUCCAAUUAAAAGGUACAUCUACUGGAUUGAUUAUGGACAGUUCCCUAUGAUUGGAAAGGCAUAUCUUGAUGGCACAAAUUGGCAGCCAAUUGUAACUAGUGGAGUGAGUAAUCCAAGGGAUAUUACUGUGGAUAUGUUCACACACGAUGUAUAUUGGGUGGAUUCAGCACUUGAUUCCAUUAAUAAGGUUAGCUUCAGUGGUGGAAACCGUCAGUUCAUUAGAAGGAAGCUGCCUAAUCCUAUGGGUCUUGCUUUGAAUAAUAACUUUGUUUACUGGAUUGAUCGAAACCUCAAUACAAUCUUCCGAGCUUCAAAAUAUCCAGGGAAUACUACGCAGGCAGAACGGUUUAAGACAAAUAUGGAGAAUCUAAGAGACAUAGCUAUUUUUGAUUCUACCAAUCAGCCCUCAAAGGCUGAUACCCCAUGUACAAGACUUGGCAAUGGUGGAUGUGCCCAGCUGUGCUUCUCAUUCCCUGUAGAUCAUCCAAAACAAUCAAACUUCCGGUGUGACUGUGCAUCUGGAGUUUUAGCAGAUAAUAAGAGAGAUUGUGAAGAUUCAAAAGAAUAUCUAGUCUUUGCAACGCGAACUGAAAUCCGAAGUUUAUCACUAACUCCCAAGAGCAAUACUGUACCAUUUGAUGCAGUCAAGGGUUUGACUAAUGUAGUAGGAGUUGAUUUUGAUUACAAAGACAAGAAACUGUUAUUUACACAAAUCAGACCAGAUACCAAGAUUGCUACCAUGUCUAGUUUAUCACCUUCUGCGGAUGACAUCAAGCCAAUCUUACAAUUUGGAAUAAAUCCUGAAGGCAUUGCAUAUGAUUGGACAUCAGAGAAAAUCUACUGGACAGACUCUGCAAACAACAGUAUUUAUGCAAUGAACAUGGAUGGAACUCAUGUGGUUAUGAUUAUUCAAGUUGAGCGACCACGUGCUCUUGUCUUAGAUCCAUGCCGAGGGCAUAUGUACUUCACUGACUGGGGAAGGUUUGGCACUUCAGGUAAGAUCUAUCGUGCAACCAUGGCUGGGUCAUUUAGGCAAGUCAUCAUAGGAAAUGACCUAUCACAACCCAGUGGUUUGACCAUUGACUAUGAAGAAGAAAUGCUGUACUGGACAGAUGCUGUUAGGGAGAAUAUUGAGAGGUCAUACCUGAAUGGAACUAAGAGAGAGGUCAUUAUCUCUGCCACUAUUUAUCCGUUUGCCAUUACCGUCCAUAAAAAUUUCAUUUAUUGGACUGAUCUUCAACUUCGGGGAGUCUUUAGGGCAGAAAAAUACACAGGUGGUGACAUGGUCGAGAUGGUUCGCAGGUUGGAAGAAUCACCAAGGGACAUUCACGUGUUUUCUGAGGAACAGCAGAAGUGCAACAUUAACCUUUGUGAGAUAAACAAUGGUGGAUGUGCACAAUCUUGUCAUCCAGUUCCUGAUAAUAAGGUCGAGUGCAAAUGCAAUUCAUCUUUGAAGCUUGUAAAUGAGAACAAGAUGUGUGUCCCAAAGAAUUACAGUUGUGAUGCAAACAGGUUUUACUGUGCCAAUGGAAAAUGCAUAUCACGAUUGUGGGCUUGUGAUGGAUCUGAUGACUGUGGUGAUAAUUCAGAUGAAGACAGGAACUACUGCACAUACCAUACAUGCAGCCCUAGUGAGUUCCGUUGCAAGAAUGGACGUUGCAUUUUCUCAACAUGGAAGUGUGAUCAUGAAGAUGACUGUGGUGAUGGUUCAGAUGAAGAAGGUUGUGAAUAUCCCCCAUGUGCUGAUGGAGAGUUUACAUGUGCAAAUCACAGAUGCAUACCACAGGCACAGGUUUGCAAUGGUGUAAAUGACUGUAAGGAUAAACACACCUCUGAUGAAAAGAGUGAACGUUGCCCUGAGGUGACAUGUCCACCAAACCACCUAAAAUGUGAAAACACAACCAUAUGUGUGGAACCAUACUGGUUGUGUGAUGGUGAUAAUGACUGUGGGGACAACUCUGAUGAGAACCCUCUUCACUGUUCUGAACGUUCAUGUCCACCUAAUAGCUUUAGGUGUCCAAACCACAGAUGCAUCCCAGGCACUUGGCACUGUGAUGGUGAUGAUGAUUGUGGCGAUGGUGCUGAUGAACCAGAAGAGUAUUGUGAGCAAGAGGGAAGGACAUGCUUUGGGGAUUUGUUCACAUGUGACAAUGGAAACUGUGUACCCAAGAUUUACAUCUGUGAUGGAGAUAAUGACUGCUUAGAUGGCUCAGAUGAAGAUGACAGACAUAAGUGCAAUAACCGAAGGUGUGAUGAGGAGACAGAGUUCACAUGCAAUGACAACAAGCAGUGGGGACGUGCAAUGUGUAUUCCACGGAAGUGGGUGUGUGAUGGGGACCCUGACUGUGUAGAUGGUGCCGAUGAGAACACAACAAUGCUGAACUGUCCAGAGCCAGAAGAGUGUGCUGAAAAUCAAUUCCAGUGCAAUAAUAGGAGGUGCAUAAGUAAGGAUUGGGUGUGUGACUUUGACAAUGAUUGUGGAGAUGGAUCUGAUGAGGGAAUAGAAUGCAACAGCAAAUACAGAGAGUGCUCUGCUGAUGAAUUUACUUGCUCCAAUGCAAAAUGUAUUCGCAAGACAUACCAUUGUGAUGGAGAGGAUGAUUGUGGUGAUAAUUCGGACGAAGUUGGAUGUGAACCUGAGAAGACAUGUGGACCAGCAGAAUUCCAGUGUAAGAAUGGGGAAUGUAUAGCCAUGAAAUUACUAUGCAACAAAGUGAGUGAAUGCUCAGAUGGCUCUGAUGAGCCUCUCCAUUGUAAUGUUGAUGAAUGCGCCAAAGUAGAACUACAUCAGUGUGGUCACAAGUGCAUCAACACGAUUAUUGGCUUUGAAUGUGCCUGCAAUCAAGGAUACAAGUUAAUGCCAGAUGGCAAAGCAUGUGAAGACAUCAAUGAAUGUGUUGAAACUCCAGGAGUAUGUUCACAGAAAUGUUACAACAACCCAGGCUCCUACAACUGCAAGUGUGAUGAAAGAUUCUAUGAACGAGAAGUAAAUGUAAGCAUUUGCAAGAGGAAAGACAACAAACAACCCUGGGUAUUCUUCACUAACAAGUAUUAUGUGAGGCGCCUGACAACUGAUGGCUCACAAUACCUCUUAAUGCAUCAGGACCUUCGAAAUGUUGUGGCUUUGGACUUUGAUGAUAAGGAUGAUAUGAUAUAUUUUGCUGAUGUAACAGCCAAAAUGAUAUAUAGAGCUCAGAUCAAUGGUACAGAGAAAGAAGAGAUUAUUAAGCAUGACAGCCAUGGCUUAGAGGGACUUUCUGUAGACUGGGUAGGUCGAAAGAUAUACUGGUUGGACAGACACAGUAAACAUUUGGAUGUUGCUGAGCUGAAUGGCACUAAUCGUAAGACCCUCAAGGCAAGUGGUAUUAAUGAUCCCCGAGCAGUAGCAGUUCAUCCUGGCAUAGGCUAUGUGUACUUCACUGACUGGCAUCUUCAGUCCUACAUUGGCCGAAUUGGAAUGGAUGGGUCCAACUUUUCACGUGUUCUUGGAUUUGAGGAUAAAAUCAUUUGGCCAAAUGCAUUGACUUUUGAUUUCUUUGCUGACAGAAUUUACUGGGCAGAUGCUCAUCUUGAUUACAUUGCUUUUGCUGACCUGGAUGGCAGGAACCGACAUGAAGUUAUGAGAGGUACCAAGGUCCCACACGUUUUUGCAAUUACAGUAUUUGAUGAUUAUAUUUACUGGACUGAUUGGAACCUAAAGGCCAUUCUUCGUGCACAUAAAUUUACUGGUGAGGAUCUGGAGUUCUUGAGAAACACUACCCACCGACCUUAUGACAUUCAGAUAUACCAUCCUCUACGUCAGCCUCCAUACAAAAAUCCUUGUGGUGAUAAUAAUGGUGGAUGUUCUCAUCUUUGUUUACUAUCGCCAACUGAGAAUGGUACAGUGACAUACAAGUGUGCUUGCCCUGAUCAGUUUUACCUAGACCGUAAUGGAAAGAACUGUAUUGCAAACUGUACACAAACUCAAUUCCGUUGUGCUGGUGAAGAUGACAAGUGUAUUCCCAAAUAUUGGAGAUGUGACAAGGAAAAGGACUGUGCUGAUGGCAGUGAUGAGCCUCCUGGUGAUUUUUGUCCUGAGAGAAAGUGCCGUCCUGGCCAUUUCCAGUGUGAAGAUGGGAAUGGAUGUGCUGCUCCCACACAGCUUUGUGAUGGACAAGAAGACUGUCCAGAUGGAUCUGAUGAGAACAAUUGUCACCUGGAAUGUUCUGCGCUGGAAUUCAAGUGCAAAACUACAGGGAAAUGUAUCAAUAUAGCAUGGAAAUGUGAUGGAGACAAGGAUUGUCGUGAUGGUUCAGAUGAAGGAGAAGAAUGCAAUAACAGACCAUGCGAUAAGGAAACAGAAUAUGAAUGCAAGAAUGGUAAAUGUAUAUCCAUCCAGUGGUUCUGUGAUUUAGACAAUGACUGUGGUGAUCACUCUGAUGAACCUGCAUUCCUGUGCCGGCAACAGAACUGUACAGAAGGAUGGAGGAGAUGUCCAGGCAGAACAAAUUAUCGUUGCAUUCCUCAAUGGCUCUUCUGUGAUGGCAAGGAUGACUGUAGAGAUAAUACCGAUGAACAGAUAGAAAACUGUCCAAAAUGUCACGAAAGUGGAGACUUCCAGUGCAAGAACAGACGUUGUAUUCCCAAGCGUUGGCUAUGUGACUUUGAAAAUGACUGUGGAGAUAACUCUGAUGAAGAUGAAGAAAUGUGUAGCAGCCAGUAUCGACAAUGUUCUGAGAGUGAAUUCCGCUGUAACAACAACAAAUGUAUCCCGAACCGUUGGCGCUGUGAUCACGAUAAUGACUGUGGUGAUAAGUCUGAUGAAGAAAACUGCGGAGAACAUAAAUGCAGGGAUGGACAGUUCCAGUGCACAUCAGGUCACUGCAUUCAAGAACAUUUCCGUUGUGAUGGUGAAAGGAACUGCCAUGAUCUGAGUGAUGAGCUUAGUUGUGAGCCACGCUUCCCCAAUGGCCGGUACUGUCAUGAAGAGGAAUUCCAGUGUGACAAUCACCUCUGUGUAAAGAUGACAGACCUGUGUGAUGGCAGUAAUGAUUGCUAUGACAAUUCUGAUGAACGUGAAAGUCUUUGCAGCAACUACACUUGUAACACCCUCAGAAGAUUCCAGUGUAACAACCAUAAAUGCAUACCACUGUAUCAGAAAUGCGAUGGUGUUGAUAAUUGUUUAGAUGGAUCAGAUGAAAAUAACAUGACCAUUUGUUCUCAUCGUCCUAGGCCUUGCAUUUUUAAUGAGUUCCGUUGUGCAAAUGAGAAGUGUAUUGAGGUAGAUAAGAUCUGUAACCACGCAGAUGACUGUGGAGACAAUUCAGAUGAACUUGGAUGCCAUACGGCUUCAAACUGCACAGUAGGUGGUUGUGAACAGACUUGCACAGAUCUCAAGGAUGGUGGAUAUGUAUGCCAUUGCAUGAGAGGAUUCAGAAUAAAACCAGAUAACCCUAAGGCCUGCCAGGAUAUAGAUGAGUGUGCAGAGUUCACUCACAAUUGCUCUCAGUUAUGUACCAACCUGAAUGGCACUCAUGCCUGUUCAUGUCGUGAAGGAUUUGAACUUGAAGUGAAUGGCAUUUGCCGCUUAAAAGGCGGGGCAAUCACUUUGGUGUAUUCAGACAGUCCAGAAAUAAGGGCAUUCAAUCUGACCUCCAAUAGAGCCAUGAAUGUAAUCAAAGGAGACAGCAUUGAAUCUCUUGAUUAUGAACCAGAGUCUGGAAUUGUUUACUGGACUGAUUCAUAUGGAAAGACCAUUAAGAGAUCUUAUCUGCCAGGAUCACCUGGUAGGGCAGAUGUAACAGUGGGUUAUGCUCAAAACUUAGAAAUCAAGAGCAGAGCCAAGCCCACAGGUCUUGCCAUUGAUUGGGCUGCUAUGAAUCUGUAUUGGAGUGAAACUGAUCGCACAGGUAAUAAACCUAGAGGAGCUGUAUUAGUGGCCACAUUAGAUGGAAGAUACCGUCAUGUUGUUAUUGCAACAGGGCUUGAAGAUCCAACAUCUAUUGUUGUUGAUCCUGAUCAUGGAUACAUGUUCUGGACUGACAUUGGCUCAAUUCCAAAAAUUGAAACCUCUUGGAUGGAUGGUAGCAAAAGAAGAAUUCUUGUAUCAGAUGCUAUUAGCCAACCUACUGGACUCACUAUUGAUUUUGCCAUGGACCAUACAAUAUACUGGGUAGAUGCUAAGCUGAACAAAAUUGAAAUGAUGCGAGAAGAUGGUUCAAAGCGAACUUUGGUGGCCUCUGGAAACCAACUCAAACAUCCUCUUUCUCUAGAUGUCUUUGAAUCUAGCUUGUACUGGGUUACACGUGACUCCGGUGAAAUUUAUAGCAUGGAUAAGUUUGGAAGGGGAGUCCCAGUGAAGUUCCAAGGAGAGUUUGCUAAUCCAACAAGUAUUAAAG